Pogona vitticeps (central bearded dragon) is the source of this 2382-nucleotide messenger RNA. NCBI's taxonomy places the organism in Eukaryota, Metazoa, Chordata, Lepidosauria, Squamata, Agamidae. The record is from RefSeq and is a predicted model, not a curated record.
UCUGCUUGCUAAGAAAGCAAAUGAUGUGGAUCCGUAAUGGGGAGGAAGGAAGAGCGAUGUCCCGGCUGUCUUUGACACGCUCCCCAGUUUCUCCUUUGGCGGCGCAAGGAAUUCCUCUCCCGGCUCAGCUCACCAAAGCCAACGCCCCCGUCCACAUUGAUGUGGGAGGACACAUGUACACCAGCAGCCUGGCCACUUUGACCAAGUACCCGGAUUCCAGAAUAAGCCGUCUGUUUAAUGGCACAGAACCUAUAGUCUUGGACAGUUUAAAACAGCACUAUUUUAUUGACCGGGAUGGUGAAAUUUUCAGAUACAUCUUAAGCUUCUUAAGAACAUCGAAACUGCUGCUCCCGGAAGACUUCAAGGACUUCCAUCUUUUAUACGAAGAGGCCAAGUACUACCAGCUGCAGCCGAUGAUCAAGGAACUGGAGCGAUGGAAACAAGAGAAGGAGCAGAGGAAACAUUUCCGGCCAUGUGACUGCUUGGUGGUGAGAGUGACGCCGGAUCUCGGGGAAAGGAUUGCGCUGAGCGGGGAGAAAGCCCUCAUUGAAGAGAUUUUCCCAGAGACGGGGGACGUCAUGUGCAACUCUGUAAAUGCGGGCUGGAAUCAAGACCCUACCCACGUCAUCAGAUUCCCGUUGAACGGAUACUGCCGGUUGAAUUCAGUGCAGGUGCUCGAGCGGUUGUUUCAGAAGGGUUUCACGAUGGCCGCAUCCUGUGGCGGAGGUGUGGAUUCCUCUCAGUUCAGUGAAUACGUCCUAUGUCGUGAAGACAGGAGACCACAGCCCAACACCACCAUCAGGAUUAAGCAAGAGCCCCUGGACUAAAGAUAACCCCCCCCCUUUCCCUUCCUUUGUGAACGUAGAAGUGUUUAAUAGUCCCUUGUGUGGAAACACUACGGAUUCGCAAACAGUAUUACAGAAGCAGGCGGUUCUGACCCUUGCCGGUUAGGGGGCAUGUCGGAAGCUACCCAUGCCCGCCGUGGUCUCACCUUGGCAGCAGGGGCAACAUCAGAACACAUGCCAAUUCAUUCGUUACCUUCCGUCGGGCCCUGAGCACGCUUGGCAUCCGGAUGUUCUGUGACUGCCUGGUGUGUGGGAGACCAGCCUGGCUUCAGCGGCAAACUGACUUUCAACUGGAUUUCUCUUGGGAAGAGACAUUUGUGACAUUUGUAGACGUCUGUUGAAGGGACAUGUCUGCCAGCAUCCCAGAGGAUCGCUCGUCCUCCGUCGGUGGCAUGGAGGACUUAGGACCAGCCAAAAAGGAGCUGGCAUUGUCUUCUGAGUGGCCUCCCCCACCCCUACCGACUACCAUCUCCAGGGCAGCUUCCCCUAACAGACAGACUCGCAUCUUCCUUCGUUAACCCAUGCUAUGAUUUCCUUUGCUCAUUGUAUCAAAUGGCCUAUUUUUAUACUAUGCUUCUGAUGGUCUUUGUACAGAAGCCACUGCAAACAGUGGCCAAUUUGUAUUUUUUUUUUUCUGGUGCUGAACUCUUCUGGAAACCCAUUCGAGUCCCAAACCAUCCACCUUGCAGAUCAACAAAGAGUAUGCCAUGGUAGUAUUUGAUCCGUUGCUCCCACAAGGGAGGAAAGGUGUAACUCCCACAGAACAUUGGCAAAUUUUGGAAACAAGAGACUCAGAGAAAAGGUCUCAGUAUUAAACAUCCCCUGUUCUGGAUCCCAAGUUUAGGCUGUGCUGUUCUUUCAUACACCAUAGAUUUUACCAUUGGAGGUCACUGAAACGGGGGGGGGGGAUGGUCUUGCAGCUUCCGCCCGAUUUGAAACUCUUUAGGAUGCCUUGAAGGAAUGCACAAAAACACAACCCUUUUUUCAUUAGAUCAGGUUGUGAUCUCACAGGUUUAUAUCUGAUGUAUUGAUCUUCUUACAGGGAAUGACUUUAAAAACUAAUGGCGUUAAACAACCCUUGGUUUUAGGGCUUGGCUUUCUUGGGAUAAACUGAUCCAUUUUUACCUGGCUUAGCAGAAAUAAUUGUUCCUCUUGCAACACCCGAAUCCCUGAAUACACAAGGAUGUUUGUUUUUGGCCACAUAAAGAUAAGUCGAAUCAGCUGUGUGGAAGGGGAGAGUAGGAUCACACUUCUUGGGUUGGACCCACAACCUGUCCUCCCCUCCCUGGAUGUGUCUUGUGAGCUGAGCCAGUGGCCUUCGGCUCCGUGUGUGUCACCCCCAUCCUUCACAGGCGCUGUCCACAAAAUACGGUAAACGCCCAGGAGACGGAGACCUCUGUGCUCAGCUUGAACAGAGCUAUGAAAUGCCCAAGUUGGAACUACUAUGUAUGACUGUCUCUUCUCUCCCCCACCCCCAUCCUGGGGAUCUUGCAAAAGGCUUAUUUAAAGACAUCAUUAAUUUACGGCCACAUCUGAU